This is a messenger RNA of Sphaerodactylus townsendi, 3363 nucleotides long. Its product is annotated as fibulin-7-like. The coding region runs from base 187 to 1467 and encodes 426 amino acids. The record is from RefSeq and is a predicted model, not a curated record. Gene Ontology annotation, molecular function: calcium ion binding. Lineage: Eukaryota; Metazoa; Chordata; Lepidosauria; Squamata; Sphaerodactylidae. The transcript is spliced from 9 exons.
ACCGCGAGCGAGGGAGACACAGCUGCCUCUCAAGCCUGCCCUUUCCCCCUGGCAGAGAGUGCUGGGUCAGGCGAGCCACUGCCCCACCACCGCCUUCCAUUCGUGGUGGCCCAGAGGAGCCCUUCGCCAACCAGCUGCCGGAAAAAGCUGGACAAAGAAACCAAUUUCCAUCUCCCUGAACACAAAAUGCUCCCCAAAGUACUGGCCCUGGUGGCUGUGAGCAUCCUACACCUGCCCUGGAGCAGCACUCAGGGCUGCCUGAGCAAGCAGCAAGUGGCCAACACCAUCAGGCAGAUGCAGAAGCUGCUGUCCUCCCACGAGGCUGCCCAGAUGCAGAACAUGCGCAACCUCAAGAAACAAUUGACCAUUCUGCAAGGCAACAUCCAGAAGCAGGUGGCCAAGCACAAUGACAGCUGUACUCUGCUGCCAGUGCCCCCAAAUGGCCGAAGGCUGGGCAGGAAAACACUUGUGGGUCAUGAUGUGCACUUCCUGUGUGACCCCGGCUUCCUCCUCGUGGGAUCUGAGACACGGACAUGCCUGGAUAAUGGCACAUGGAGUGGACACCAACCUUUUUGCAAAAGCAUCAAUUAUUGUGCCAGCAAUCCCUGCGCCAAUGGUGGGACCUGUGUGGAUGGCACGCACCGCUAUAGCUGCUUGUGUCCCAGCGGCUGGUCAGGUGCCACCUGCCAAGCUCCAGUUUAUUCCCAUUGGGUAACGCUGAGCAACUCAUCCUUUAGCCGCCAGCCCCGCUGUGCUGACAACCUGAUGGGCUCGCGCCAGUGCCGCUGUGACGCAGGUUUCCAAAUGCAGGCAGGAAGCAUUUGCCAAGAUGUGGACGAGUGUCAGCUCUUCCAGUCCAGCCGCCCCACCCGCAUCUGCCUCCAUGAAUGCGUGAACGUGCCCGGCUCUUACCGAUGCACUUGCCCAGAUGGCUACCGGCUCCAGGCUGACAAGAGCACAUGCAGUGAUGUGGACGAGUGUGCUGAGAAUCAGCACAAUUGUAGCCGGGGACAGACGUGCAUCAACGUUUUCGGAGGGUUCCGGUGCGUGCGACCCGAGUGCCCCAAGGCCCAGCUCAACACCAGCUACGUCAAAACCUCGGCUGCGCAGUGUGAGCGGAGCCCGUGCCCCAUGGACAGCAAGGCCUGCCAGAGAGCCGCCAACUCCAUCUCGUUCCACUACUUGCCUCUCCAGUCCAACCGCACGGUGCCCCGGGUGCUGUUCAAGAUGUCCACCAGCCGCUUCGUCGGGGACAGCCUGCGCUUUGCCAUCUUGGGGGGCAACGGCCAAGGGAUGCUGGUCGUGCAGCGUGCAGACCGCCAGGCAGGAGAGCUGGUGCUCACCAGACCAGCCGUGGGGCCGACGACAUUGGAGGCAGAGCUGGAAAUGAGUGAAUUUGCCCGGAAGAUGCCGCUGGGGAAGCACAUCUUCAAAAUCACCAUCUUUGUUGCACAGUAUGAAUUCUGAGCCCCACACCUACAGAAUACUGUGGGGACGGGGAAAACAGGGACAGCUGAAUGGGCAGAACUUGCAAGGACUUGGCUCCAGGCGAGAGACUCCCAAACUACGCCAAGACGCUACUGCGAGAGGGAUUGCAAAAUGAACAGACCCAUGUGGAUGACCCAUAACUCAAUGACCUUUGUGGUGGGAAGCCAGUACAGUACUGCUCCUUCUCCCCCUGGCAGAUGCCAUCCUCUUAAGGGAAGAACUGAUAACACACUGAUGUAGCAGCUGGCAUUACAGCUGGCAAGGGUAAGGCAAUUCUGGGAGCACUGCUCUUGCCCAGAAAGCCUGCUUCUAUGUUCAAACACGAGCAGAUUGGGGGGGAAAAUGGAGGGUGGAAUGCAAGAAGCAGUACUGAGGCAUCUUCAGAGCUGCAAGGAAGUUGCUAUCAAUGUUCCUUCUAAAUUUUCCCCGCUGCUGAGCAGAACUUCCCAAGCAUGGAGCAGAAAUGUUGAUAGUUUGAGCAAAAGUAUUUUGAAUUCAAAGCUCAACAUAUUUACAACUGGCUUGUCUUGAAGCCAGGCAGCAUGGUGGCCUCAUGUGCACCCCAUCCAGAGCUGCUCAUCAGUGAGGGAAGCAGGUAUAUGUGUCUAUAGGGUAGGCCCAAGUCUGCUUCUAGACCAGAGGUGUCCAACUGUGGCGCUUCAGAUGUUCAUGGACUACAAUUCCCAUCAGCCCUUGCUGGCAUGGCCAAUUGGCCAUGUCAGCAAGUGGCUGAUGGGAAAUGUAGUCCAUGAAUAUCUGAAGCGCCACAGUUGGACACCCCUGCUCUAGACCUUUUACUGUUAUAAGCUGCUGCGUGACCAGAGAGGUGUUAGCACAGGAUCCCUUGCAGUGUUGUGGAAGGUGAGAGGGAGAACACAAUGCUGGGACUGCCUGCAGGUAUAGGUGACCCGGCACCCUUGGCGACAUUGCAAAGGAUUCUGGGAUACACUUCUUAGAUUGCAUACAGCUUUCGGUUACCUCACCCCAAACUGCUUGUAUAUUUUGAGUGCCCCACUGCCCGCAAAUAACUCCUUUUAAAAAGGGAAGCCACCUUCCUUCCUUUCCUCCAUCAGAUACAUUUCCUCCCACUUUAAAAUAGCACAGCAUGGUGAUUGGAAACCAAUUGAACACUUUGAGCCAAGAGGAAAGGUGAGGUGACUAAAUAUAUCUAGCGAACGGGGUAGAUAGCAGGAGAGGUCAUUCCUGGUUCAUUCCCCAUCCACCGCUGAAAAAUGGCCUAAUCUAAUAAAUACCAAAGGCACCAGCUCAUAAAUGUUUGUGAUGUAAGAAAGGCAGGUUGGGAGGGAGAGAUGUAUAAACACCAGUACUGGACCUGCCAUCUUUGCAAGAUGCAGGCCUGACUGAGCUUCUCAACGUUACAAAGAUCUGCAUUCCUGGUUGUUCCCCUGACCGUGUCUAACACUUCAAGUAAACAGCCUGCAGAACACUGGAAGGCAAUUCAGGAAGUUGGGAGCUGGCUUCAAGCCAUGGUGCACCCAUGGAAUAUAAGGAGGGCACCUGUCUGACAUCUGGAGCGGAUGCCUCUCUCUUUCCUCUUCCUUGCAGGGAUAAGUUCGGAAGAACUGGAUUAUUCUAUUGUUUUCUGGGCAGAGAAAAUAGGAUACAAAUGCAGGAAGAACUUAUUUUCGACAGCAGUAAGGGGAUACGCCGGUUGCAUGCCAUUAGGCUUUGCAACGAUACACGAUAUAGAAUGAUACAAGCUGUAGGAAAUGGAAAAUAUUAUUUAAAAUAAUAAUCUUCGCUGUACCAGUUGUUUCUCUUUAAGUGACUUUUUGACUAACAUGUUGCAUGAAGGAGCAGCUUGGCGGGGCCGCCACUGAAUGCUUUUCAGCCAGGCCCCACCAGGCUGCCUGG